UACCCGAUAAGCAGCAGCUGUGGAAUUCCGCUGCCAGUAGUUUGGGGUACAGUUCGGGGUGGACAUCUCUCCCUCGCAGUGCUUCCAGGCUUUAAAAACGUAUAUUAAAGAUGUGUUUCAAGACUGUGUCAUAAGACUGAGGUCUUAGGGAGUAUAUCAAGAUGCGAGCCUGGAGAUUGUUAGCGAAGAGGUCGGUAAUGACCUCGGUGAGUGGUGGAGCACCCUGGGGGUUAAAUGCCGCUGACCUCCUGCAGAAUAUUCUGAGAGUGCCACAUUACCAUCACUAUAUUCGGCAUGUUUCACAGUGCCAGACGAUACAGGAAGAGCCACACUGCAGUAACAACGACAAGGUCAUCCCGCCUGGGGAUCCAUGCUCUGUGCACGACACCCAUUACCUGGAAGCCUACAACUUGAUGGAGGAGAACGCAGACAUGAUCUUCGAGCCGGAGAACAUGUUGAAGGAGAGGAGUUACGAUGGUGAAGCAGUGCCUGAGGACUCCAGCCUUCCUAUGCCUGCCUCUAUGAUCCCAGGGCCGCGUGCCUGGCCAAUCGUCGGCUGCCUCCCAUAUAUGCUUGGGCACAAGGCCUUCGACCCCCAGAGGGUGUACCUGUUCUGGGAGGCUGUACGGCAGGAGUUCGGCCCCACCUUCAGAAAGGACAUGCCAGGUCACUCUUGCCUGGUGUUCAUCUCCCGGCCAGAGGACCUGGAAUCGCUGUUCCGUUCCACCAUGUACGACCCCGUCAGGCCUGGCAUGACCUCCCUCAAGAAGAUCCGCAGUGAGGGCGGCGCUGACGGCCACACUCACAUCCACGACACCAUCUUCAGGGGCAGAGCAGGCAUAUUAGCUGAGCAGGGCGAGGAAUGGUGGCGUGUGAGGAGGCGGGUGCAACGUCCCCUUAUUGAUGCUACCAUUAUCCACAGCUACUUACCUCAAAUGGACCAGGUGGCCAUGGAGUUUGUUGAGAGGAUUCGCUACUUGAGAGACGAAAAAGAUGAAAUGCCAGAGAGUUUCAAUACUGAGUUGCACAAGUGGGCUUUAGAGUCUCUGGGCACCAUCACCUUGGAACGUCGUCUGGGCUGCCUGCAGGAGGACGCCUCCACGCUGCCCAGUCGUCCGUUGCGCCUAGUCGUGUUGGUCAAACAGCUGCUGGGGGCGCUGCACCACACUGAAAACUUGAAGUUGUGGCAGUACUUCCCCACCACCUCCAUCAAGAGGCUCCAGGAGGCCCAUCAGGUCUUCACCGACGUGGCUCUGGAGGCCAUACGUGAUACUGAGAGGUUGUUGGCUACCAGAGGCCGUAGUGCCUCCAGCAGUGUCACCGCUUCCUCCUGCCCUCUCCACCACCACCAGAAAGGUGAUGAGACAUCCAGCUUCUUGGAGACUCUACUGAGGAUUCCAGGACUCUCCCGGGAGGACGUCCUCACAUUCCUCUUGGAUAUGAUCUUUACGGGCAUUGAUACGACGAGUCACGCGGUGGGUAAUAUGCUGUACCUGCUGGCUAGGAACCCUCAGGAACAGCAGAAGGUGCAGCAAGAAAUCGAUAAGAUGGUGGGCCGUCCCCGCCACCUAACCCCGGAUCACCUAGCCGCACUCACCUACACCAAGGCUGUCUUCAGGGAGACACUCAGGAUGAUGCCUGUCAGCAUUGGGAUCGUCAGACGCCUCAACCGAGACACUAUACUGGGAGGAUACAGGAUUCCUGCUGGGUAACCCUCAAGAAAUCCAUCAGUCUCACCCUGUCGACUACCCUUUCCCUUCGCUGGCUGAAAGCUGACUGCCUCCAUUUCCCAGGAGCUGUAUGAUCCCUAAGGGUAUAAGAACAUAAGAACAUAAGAACGAAGGAACACUGCAGAAGGCCUACUGGCCCAUGCGAGGCAGGUCCAAGUCUCCUACCGGCUUAAGCCAAUGCACCCAACCUAGUCAGGUCAGGUCACAUUGACUUAAGGGAGGAACACGGCAACCGACCUGGUAGCACAAGCUGUCAGGUCCAACUCACACCCACCCACAUCCACUCAUGUAUUUAUCUAACCUAUUUUUAAAGCUACACAACGUUGUGGCCUCUAUAACUGUACUCGGGAGUUUGUUCCACUCAUCCACAACUCUAUUACCAAAACCAGUACUUUCCUAUAUCCUUCCUGAAUCUGAAUUUUUCCAACUUAAAACUAUUGCUGCGAGUCCUGUCUAGGCUAGAUAUAUUCAGCACACUAUUUACAUCCCCUUUAUUUAUUCCUGUCUUCCAUUUAUACACCUCAAUCAUAUCCCCCCUAAUUCUACGUCUUUCUAGAGAGUGCAGAUUCAGGGCCCUUUGUCUAGCCUCAAAUUGUUAAUAAAUAAAUAAAUAAAUAGGGAAGGUUUCUGAUACAUGGGAUCAACUUUGUCAUCCUCCUUUGUACAUUUUCCAGAGAAUUUUAUAUCCAUCCUGUAAUACGGUGACCAAAACUGUGCAGCAUAAUCUAAAUGAGGCCUAACCAAGGAUGUAUAGAGUUGAAGAACAACCUGAGGACUCCUAUUAUUUAUGCUUCUUGAUAUGAAGCCAAGGAUUCUAUUAGCUUUAUUGCGAACACUUAUGCACUGUUAUCUUGGUUUCAGAUUACUGCUAACCAGAACUCCUAAAUCUUUUUCCCAAUCCGUAAUAUUAAGAUCUACAUUAUUUAGUUUAUAUGUGGCAUGGUUAUUGUCCUGUCCAACAUUUAGAACUUUGCAUUUGUCUAUAUUAAACUGCAUCUGCCACUUCUCCGACCACUGCAUCAGUCUAUUCAAAUCUUCCUGGAGUGCUCGAAUGUCCUCGUCAGAAUGAAUUCGACGGGCUAUUUUGGUGUUAUCGGCAAACUUGCCGAUGUCGCUCUUUAUGCCCUCAUCUAUGUCGUUUAUGUAGCGCUUCCCUCCUAUUUUUUUCAUCACCCCUUUCGCCCCAAUGUUUUUUACCCUCUUCCUCCCUCGCACAAUCACCGCAUCUCUUCCUCCCACCAUCCCUUAAUCACUCUAAUCUAAUUUAUGCGCAAAUAACCCGCACAUAGAAGAGAGGAGCUUACGGCGACGUUUCGGU
This is a messenger RNA of Cherax quadricarinatus, 3048 nucleotides long. RefSeq names its product probable cytochrome P450 301a1, mitochondrial. The record is from RefSeq and is a predicted model, not a curated record. Lineage: Eukaryota; Metazoa; Arthropoda; Malacostraca; Decapoda; Parastacidae. Gene Ontology annotation, molecular function: monooxygenase activity; oxidoreductase activity, acting on paired donors, with incorporation or reduction of molecular oxygen; heme binding.